AUGUUACUACUGCCUCCUGGAGUCGUGGUACUCAUGUUGAUGCAGCAGGACAUAUAUACUCUUAAUUUGGUUGCUGAUAGUCUUGAUGCUGGCUAUACUCUUAAUUUGGAAUUGGAUGUUUGCAAUUGUUCAAGUUAUGGGGAUUCAUCUGUUGUUAAUCGUGGAGUUGAUGAUGUGACUUCUGUUGGUGGUUCUAUUUUAUCUUCAAACUGCAAUGAAGAAUCUGGUACAAGUCAUUCUAUUUCAUCUGCUGCUCAAAAGACGUAUAUUCCUUUGAAUGUUCCCGACGUUUCGAAGCCAACUAUUAAUCAAUGCUUUCAGAGUUUGGACCAAGGUUUCAUAUUUUACAAGGAGUAUGGUCGUUUAGGUGGUUUUGAUGUGAGGAAGGGAACUGAAAAGAGGGAUGAAUCUGGUAUAGUUAGUAUUAAACAUUAUACAUGCAGUAAAGAAGGGUGUAAUGAUUUUCGUAGUACUUUGGAUAGUAAUUUGAGUAAAGUUAAGCGAAGGCGGACUGCUUCUAUUAGGUGUUGUUGCAAAGCAAAGAUAGUAUUAAAACUUAAUAAGGAUAGAGAAUAUUUUGUGUUUAAGUUUGAUGAAGUGCAUAAUCACCCCUUGGUUGAUGAAUCUGGAAGACAAUUUUUGCGAUCUAGUCGUCAAAUGACUAUAAGUUCGAGGAAUUUUGUGUUUGAUGCUGCAAAAGUUAACAUUGGCUGUAGUAAAGCUUACGGUUUGAUGAAAGAAAUGGUUGGUGGGUAUUCUAAUGUUGGAGCUACAGUGAGAGAUUUUAGGAACUUUAAUCGGGACUUGAAAUGCUACAUUGGAGAAGGAGAUGGACAAAUGUUAAUUGAAAAGUUUAAAGUGUUGCAAGAGGGGUCGAGUUCUUUCUAUUAUGCAUAUGAGCUUGAUGAGACAGGGCAUUUGACGAAGCUUUUUUGGGCUGAUGCAAUUUGUCGGAGGAAUUUCGAGGUGUAUGGGGAUGCGGUUUCAUUUGAUGCAACGUUCGAUACAAAUAAGUAUAAUAUGAUAUUUGCCCCGUUUACUGGGGUUGAUAAACACGAAAAAUGUGUAACUUUUGCUGCUUGCCUUUUGGCAAAGGAAGACGUUACUCAUUAUAAAUGGGUUUUUGAUCAGUUUUCUACAUGUAUGAAACGUCAUCCUAUUGUUAUCAUCACUGAUCAGUGUCCAGCAAUGAAAAUUGCAGUUUCUUCGUCACUUUCUUCAGAAAAUGGUUUCGUUGCUACUAAACACCGCUUGUGCAUGUGGCAUAUAAUGCAUAAAUUUCCCAUAAAGCUUGGUAAUCGGUUAUGUAAAGAGACUGAUUUCAUGGAGAAGAUGAAAAAGUAUAUAUGGUCAAAUCAUUUAGAUAUUGCUGAGUUUGAACAAGGAUGGCAGGCUGUUAUGAAGGAGUUUAAUUUGGAAAAUAACAAGUGGUUGAGUGACAUGUAUGCUAUCAGAUCUUCAUGGAUUCCAGCUUUUUUUAGAGAUGAGCCUAUGUUAGGUUUAAUGAGGACCACGUCUAGAUCAGAAAGCGAGAAUCUUUUCUUUGCUCAGUUUCAUAAACAAGCUGAUUCAUUAUGUGAGUUUUGGUUGCGUUUUCAAAGUGCAAUGCAAAGACAACGAAAUGAGACGGAGAGGCUGGAUGAAGAGUCAAAAUCGAGCUUUCCCAAUACAUUGUCUACAUGGUUUAUUGAAGAUGAGGCGGCUGAUUUGUUUACUCGGACAGUUUUUUACAAAGUUCAAGAGGAGAUUUUGGCAGCAUGUUUGGAUAUGCAAAUCAAACGGAUGAGUGAAGAGGUGGAAGGUAUUACUAAUUUUGAAAUAAAGGAUGUAAAAGUGAAAGAAAAGAUCUUCAAGGUAUCGGUUAGUAAAGAGCAUGCUGUUUGUUCUUGCAAGAAGUUUGUGAUGUGUGGUAUAGUUUGCAGGCAUAGUUUUUGUGGUAUGAAGCAUAUUGGAGUAACAAGAUUUCCUAAAAGUCUUAUUUUAAACCGAUGGUCAAAAAUUGCUGAUUGUGGAAGCUCGUGUGAUAUGAUAUCUGCUGAUUAUUUUAAGAUGGAGAAGGUUUCAUUAAAAUUGAUGAACAUUUGGUUUGAUUUUCGUCAAGUUCUUAACAAAGCUGGAGUGCAGAUGGAAGUCCUUGAAUUUGUGCAUCAAACUGUGAAGGACUUAAGCACCAAAGUUGGCGGUAGUUUGGAUGGUGCUUCUUUUUCCAAAAAGGAUCACAUGGCUGCUUUGAUUGGUGAACAGCCUCAAGGGGAACUUACUGUGCUAGUUCCGAAUAUUUCUAAAAACAAAGGAAAUUAUUUUAAAUCAGGGAGGUUGAUUAGCGAGAGGGAGAAAACAAUUACAAAAGCGAAUAAGAGAAUACGAAGGUGUAAAGAAUGCUUAGCUACAACUCAUGAUUCACGUACUUGCCCAAAGAAGAAGAAGUUACAAAAGUGA
Molecule: messenger RNA, 2439 nt
Organism: Daucus carota subsp. sativus
Lineage: Eukaryota; Viridiplantae; Streptophyta; Magnoliopsida; Apiales; Apiaceae
Product: protein FAR1-RELATED SEQUENCE 5-like
Exons: 5
Coding region: 1-2439 (812 amino acids)
Biological process (GO): regulation of DNA-templated transcription
Molecular function (GO): zinc ion binding
Source: RefSeq, a predicted model, not a curated record